Messenger RNA from Saccharomycodes ludwigii, 1170 nucleotides. RefSeq names its product palmitoyltransferase PFA5 (gene PFA5). Lineage: Eukaryota; Fungi; Ascomycota; Saccharomycetes; Saccharomycodales; Saccharomycodaceae. Gene Ontology annotation, molecular function: protein-cysteine S-palmitoyltransferase activity. The record is from RefSeq and is a predicted model, not a curated record. Gene Ontology annotation, biological process: peptidyl-L-cysteine S-palmitoylation; protein targeting to membrane. Gene Ontology annotation, cellular component: Golgi apparatus; endoplasmic reticulum. The coding region runs from base 1 to 1170 and encodes 389 amino acids. The transcript has a single exon.
AUGAAACAAGAAUGCCAUCCAACUGUAAAUGAAAACUUGCAGUCUAUCAACGAUGCUAUUAGUGGUAGUGGUAAUAAUAAUAAUAAUAAUAAUAAUAGUAAUAAUGAUUCUAAUGAUGACCUAGUGGAUUCUGAAUACAUAGAUAACAGUUACAGUAGUUUAAAUACAGAUGAGCCGAAUGAUGAUCACAAACACCUGCUAUCUAAAACUCAUCCAGCUCUUUUGGAUGGCAUAACCGUCAACGUCAAUGAACAUAAUACUAAGACCACUACACAAAGCAAAACUGAUUUAAAUGACAAAAAUUCAUCUAUACACAAGAAAAAUAAACAGACAAAACAACAUAAUUUACCAUAUUCAAAGCCACCACAGAUCUAUCCAUGUGAUGAACAAGGCUUCCCACUCUGGUGCACAAUGUGCCAAUCUAUAAAACAACCACGCACACACCAUUCUUCGCAUUUAAAUAGGUGUAUUUGGAAAUUUGACCAUUAUUGUCUUUGGAUAGGCCAAGUAAUUGGCGGUGCCAAUUAUAAAGUAUUUAUACAAUACGCCUUUAGCAUAGUGAUAUUUUUAUCUAUUAUGUUUUUCUCUAUAGUUUCAUUAUAUUUACCUCACUAUAACAAUAAUAAGCUGAAUGAAAAGUAUAUAAAGGGAAACAUUAUUACAGUGAUAAUUAUAACUGGGCCAUUUUUAACUUUUUCUGUGAUGUUAUUCCUACAACAUUGCUACUACACAAUUAUGAAUAUUACAUCAAUAGAAUCCAUUCAAAGAAAAAGUUUGCAGCAAAAUAGAGAAUUUAUUAGUGUUUUACUUGAAAACAAUAAAAGGUAUGUUGUCGAAUGUCCAUAUUCUAUCCAAAAAAGGAACUAUUGGAGAAGAGGAUCCAUUUUAUAUAAUAUAAAGCAGCAAAUAGGUCCGCAUUGGUAUUUAUGGUUUUUCCCAACUGCAAACCAUGAAGAAGAUCAAGAUUACAAAUUGGGAGAAUAUUAUCUUUCUUGGAUUAAGAAACAGGUCGAAAUAUUCGAGAAUAGUAAUAACAAUGAUACUAGUUGCGGUAGUGUUGCAUAUAGCGAUACUAAUGAUAGCAGUAAUAAUAAUGAGAAUGAUAUAGAAAAAGAUAGCAACAACGGGUUUAUUAUUGAUAGAAUUUAUGUUCAAGGAGAUUUUCUUUAG